UUGUUUGUUGUUGUUUUGCCGUCGGGGUAGCAUGCACGUCGGGGUCCGCGCGUGAAAUAAUAAGAAAUAAGUAAAUAGUUUUAGAAACAGAACAAUAAAACUUGACAACAGCAUAAGCCAUUUUCGAUUUGUACGCAGUAUAAAUUCAAUAAGUACACACCUGAUUUGCAGACGUGUGUUUUUUGUGGGCGCGCAAAAUCGUUAAUUAGUUUGAUUAAAAAGUGCGACAAAAUAGAUGCACAAUAUACGUAUUCGUGUAUGUAUUGGUAUUGUAUGCGCCUACAUUGGCUGCUUGUCAAAACGUCCCUCGACUGCCCCAUAAUAAUAAUAAUAAUAAGCGAAACGAAAUGGCCAGCAAAUAAAAACAAAAAUAGCAAUAUUCAAUCAAAAGAAGAGCGCGCGCGUGUUGUGUAUAUUGUGUACUUUUGCUGCUUGCUUGUGUAUUUUGGCUAAGACAGGAAGAGAUCAUUUGCCAAAAAGAGAAGAGCAAGCAGCGUGUGUGUAUGCAUACGAGUAAAUGUAAAUAAAAAAGAAGAAAAGUGCAAAGCGAAAGUUCCAUUGUGUAAAAUCUUGAGUGCGUCCAAUGAAGCAUUUGUUUAACUUUUUUUUGUUGCUUGUGUUUGUGCCUCACUCAAGCCAAGCCGCGUGCGUGUUAGACAAAUAAAGGCAAUUGCAACGCAAAGCGAGACCCACGGACUACAACAAUCACAAUAACUGCAGUGAAAACAGCAACAGCGACGAGCAGCGAAAGAGCUGCAAGCGGAAAAGAAAAAGCAGAGCAAAGCAAUUCUUUCUGUUUCAAGUGAACUGCAAUAAAAUUCAAUUGUGUGGCCAGAUGUGUUUAAUAAAUGAUUGCGAUUGUUGCGCCAAUUGUAUAUUAUUAUGGCCUUGUUGAAUAAACUGUUCUUUCCGUCGGUACCAGCAACACCCACGCAAUCAACGCCAACAACCCAAGCAACAGCAGCAGCAACAACAACACCCGCAACGCCGCUAAAUUAUGGCCAACAAACAGUAGCGGAGGCGGCAUCACGUACACACGCCUCUGCCGCUGCCUCUGCUGCCGCAUCUGCCGGCAAUAAUAGUUCGUCGUCCGGCAAAUCAACUCAAACAUCCAGAAAUUAUCUAAGCCAGUUCCCAUUCGAUGCGAGCCAGGUGCGCGUCCUGCUGUACAGAGAGAAUGACAGUCAUGGACGACGUCUGCUCUUCGAUUCCCAUGCACUGCAAAAGGUGACGUUUAAGGAUGCCGGCUGCAAGAGCAGCCGAUCCUCGAACAACAACAACAGCAGUGGAGGCGGAGGCAAGUUCCUUAAGAAUGACAAAUAUACAUCGCUGCAGAAUGGCAAAAUUCAGGCGAAAGCACAUUCCAACAAUAACAUCAGCAAUCUGAUCGAAGUAUGUCCCGAAUAUGGAUACAAGCACAAUCGUCCGACUGGCGCGGAUAUUAUGCCCAUUGGUGAGAUGGUCUUUGGCUCCUUGGCGAUGUCGUUUUGUGGCACGGCGCUGAAGGUGCACUGGCUGCCGCAACCGGCUCGCAUUCUUUGCUCCCAGGUGUAUUUAACGCCUACGGGCAGUGGUACGGUUGGUGGUGCAACUGGCAGCGUUGGCGGCGGUGGUCAUUCGCCCUAUUCCACGCUCUCCAUCAGCAGCCUUACGCCGCGCAGUUCCAUUUGCAGUGAGCACGGCUCCAUGGAUGGCCUCUCCAUGAACUCGUUCUCGAUCCCGUUCAGCGUCAGUGUCAGCCGGCCGUUGAGUUUGACGCCACCAUUGGAUGUGCCGGGGCCGGUGCCGUCGCCGGACCAGCGAUCGCUGUCGAUUGCAGACAGUGGGCCACGCUUCUCCUCAACAUACAGCAAUGCGACCGAUUCAGGUUAUUCGGCCAGCGCCAGUGGCAGUGGCACCGGUGACGCCUAUUCCAGCGGGGAUCAGUGGUCGUGUCAGUAUUCCACGCGCAGCAGCCUCGGCAGCCUCGAUCAAUCGGAUGCGAUGCGCAAGCUCAGCCUGGACGAUUGUGCCUUCUAUGCCAGUUCGCCACAUCUGGAUGAGUUCGCCAGCGAUGGCUGUCUGCAGCGCCGAAUCUCGCGCAAUCUGCGCACUUCCUUCGAGUGCGAGCAUUCCAAGAACGAUUACAUUGGCUACCUCAGCGACAACUAUGCCACCAUGGCCAAUGCUCAGGCGAAUCCGGGCAAUGCGAAUCCCGGCACUGGCGGCGUUGCCACCGGCGGCAGUGAGGGCAGCGGUAUGGCGCCACCGCAAUACAGGCGCGCCAGCUACUGUGCCAAUGAGUCGCGCAGCAAUCCAGAGAUGGGACGCCGACCGGCGAAUCUGCGACGCCGGUCGAAACUCGGCCUGGCCGUGUGCAUCACCAUGAGCGAAUCCUUCGAGGAGGAAAUGGAGCUCUUCUGCAGCGAGCACAUUGCGCUGCUCGAGUCCAUGCUGAGUCGACUGAGGGCCAGCACGGAGCACGCCUACAUCAAUCCCAAGAACUUGCUGCAGAUCAUGUUCCAGGCCUGGCGGGAUACGCAGCAAUGGUUCAGCGAUCUGUUUACGGCGCCGCGCAUCAAGACGCCCGUUUGGCUGAGCAUCACGACCAGUGGCAGCAAGUACUCCAAGACCGUCGCCGAGCGCUUCAUCAAGGAACUCUGCGAUCUGCUCUCCUUUGCCGAUACCAAGGAUUCCAAUUUCUUCAUCAGCACCAUGCUGACGGGCAUACUCACCUACCACCUCGGCUGGGUGGCCACUGUUUCCGCAUUCAACAGCUCCAGCUCACGACGCUCGACGGCAUCCCCUUCAACGGCGGCGAUUGAGCGACGUGCCAAGUUGCUGCAGGUCUCGCAGAAGCAUCCGUAUAAUGCGCUCUGGGCACAACUGGGGGAUUUGUAUGGAGCAAUUGGAAUGCCACCGAAACUGGCACGCACCGUCAUCUAUGGAUCGGAGAAGAUGUGGGUAGAGAAACUCUUAAAUGUGCUCACGUAUUUCAUACGCUGCAGCGAGGUGCGACGCGCCGCCAAGCGAGAGGACUUUAACAAGCAGCUCAUCACGGAUCUGGUCAUCAGCCAGAGCAAUCAGGAGCGGCACAAGAGUCCGCCCAUGAUGCGGUCACGUGCGGCUGCAGCUGGUGCAGGAUUGAGUCGCACCGCUACCUGUAAACAGAAUCUGAAUGCAAUUGUCGAUGAUGCUGAUCUGCUGCAGCAACAGCAGCAGGACGAUUUGCUUAGCGGCGGUGAUGAACUGGAUUUGGAGCAGCUGCAACAGCAGCAACAAGAGGAGAAUGCUCAGUUCAUUGGCACGCUGAAGAAGAAUGAGAUUCCAAAUGUGCUGGCAUUUCGUGACUCGCACUUUGUGCAGCAGGAGCUGCGUAUUGGCAACUAUCUGAUGGACACGGGCAUCGACAAGAAGACGCUACUCGCUCGCCAAGCCCAGCAAUAUUUUCGCACUGGCAAAGAUGGACGCAUACGUCUGACGGUGACGUCGCCGGAGAACGUUGAGAUGUGCAUGGAGGAGGAUUCGAAUGCGGGAUCUGCGGGCACCGGCGGCAGCAUCGAUGAUGGCGCUAUCGAAGCGCUCGAUUUCGAUGAUAACAAAUCAUCCGAGACGACGCCAGCUUUGGAAACGGAACAGAAGCAAGCGGCGGUGCCAAGCAAAAAGAAUUUCUUCUGGAACAUUGUGCCCGCUGGCGUUAAGGAGGGGCUCAGUCUCAGCGAUCUUGCCAAACUGCAGAAGGGCGUCAAGAUGAUCAAUCGUAAGCUGGAGCGACGCUGUAGCAGUUACUCCGUCGAAAGCGAUACGCCAUCCAUCAGCAAUGAAGAAGUGGAAUCUCUCGACCAGGAGCGACGCGUCUCGCACUUGUCGCUCUCGUAUCUAAUCACACAGAAUAGUAUGGGCAAGAGCGAUCGCAUGACGUGGGGCAUUGAGCCCAUCAAGGAGAAUGUCAGUCUCGAGGAGCAAAUCCAUUUUGAUCUCUGCCAGAAACUAAUCGAACGGGAGCACGGCAUCUGCCGUCAGACAGCCGGGGAUAAUGGCAACGGUGUCGUCUUUGUUCUCGGCGACAAUGAGCCACUGAUCAAUCUCAAGAAGAGCAGCGAGGAUCUCACAGAUGACACAAGCAAGCCAGCAAUGCUGUGCGCCCUGCAUCAACGCACCCAUGACGCUUCCCUUGCCAACAAGAAGCACUCGGGCAUGAAGUUCAACUUUGAGCAGUAUCCACAGAUAGCGACCAAUUAUAUGAAGAGCAAGAAUUUGGUCAUGUCCAACUAUGAUCUGCUGAUGGAUAAGGCCUCCAAACUGGAGGCCAACGAGACGCUCAAGCCCAGCGACAGCAGCGUAACGCUCUACCAGCUGCAGCAGCAACAUCAAGCUGAGCUCGCAAGCAGCAGCAGUUCCCUAAUCUCGGCAACGGCUGUGGGCAGUGAUCGUUGCAUCGUUUGCAACAGUGGUGGCACGCUCAGUGGCAGUGGCGCCACAUACCAGACACCCUCCAAUGCCACUGAGCUGGAGUUUGAAACGGAUGAGGUGCAUUGCUACAUCGAGAGCAGCAACAGCUCCAGCGCCUUGCAGCCCGUGAACUCGGCUGCCUCGAUUGAUACGCUCAAAUCGAUGCCGGAACCGGCAUCGACGCCCAACUACACUCGACGACAGCAGGCGAAACGUGUGCCUUCGCAGCGUAGCUCCGUCUCCUCGGUGGCAGCCAAAUGUGCGGCCGUCAAUGAGUCUCAGCAGAUGCUGAAGCUGCCAGUGCCGGGCAUCAAGGAGCUGCCCCAAGAGGACGAGCCACCCGGUGAUAAGCUGCGCGCCGGCUUUAUUCCAUCGCUAUUGCUGAGCGUUAGCGAUCACUAUGUCUCCGAUAUGGUUCUACAGGGCACCUGUGCACCGCCGAAUAAGUGGGAAAUGAAUCUGCGCGAGGAUUUGGCGCUGGCCGCACGUUCCGCCUCGCUCAUCUCACAGCCGGCCGAGAAUAUUGCCAUUGUCGCUGACAUGGAUAAGUGGGAUGUGCGACUAAUCUCAUCGCAGGCGCAACAGUUCCCCUAUGCGGGUGGCCAGAGCACCCCAGUGGGCAUGUCCCAGCUGGUUUCCAGCAUGCUUGAAACUGUUCAGGCCAUGCACGUUGGCGGAAUCCCAGCCUAUGAGUGCCUGUCCUUUUUGGAAUCCAAACUGCAGGAGAUCUAUUUACAAUCGGAGACGCUGGCCGCAUUUCUGCUCGAAACGGAUCCUUGUCCGCUAAGCGAUAUAACAACGCCGCUGCAGCUGUCCGAGAAUGAUGUGCCGCUGCUGCUGUCCAUUGCCUACAUACACACGCCGAAGAUCAGUCGCAAAUGCGGCCUCAGCUUUAGAUGACAGACGCUCACCUGGAGUUGGUAGCGUCUGGGCGGGACCAAUCAUUGCCAAACCAUCAUUGUUCGUAUCAAAAUUCAUAAUGCAUCAUCCAUAGCGAAACAAGCAAAUACUCCAGCGAAUUUUCAUUUCACUGAUUUUGUGAUAUAUUUUUAUGAAUAAUAGGGUGUAGUAAAUGCAGAUUACGUUAGUUAGGGCAUUCGGCAGCUUAACAUAACCAAACAAAACAAAACAAAACAAACAAUCAACAACAACAAAAAAUCAAGAGAAACACUCAUACAACAAAUAACAUACAUGCAUAAAUAACAUACAUUUAUAAUUAUUUAUCAUACAGCGAUAUAAUUUAGGCAACCCACUCAUCGAUCGCAGUCACAUGAAAGAAGUAUUGUAAAUUAUUUGAUUUAGGUUUAGUUAGCACGAUUGUGCACACGAUUUAGUAGCACUCUCCAAGUUGCUAUCGAUGGAACGAUCGAACGAUCGAUCGUUCGCCUGACGACAUUGUAUCAUGUGCUCGAGCUACGUGUAGUGUUUGAAUUAGAUUUAAUAAUUUAUGACAACAAUAAUCUAUUAAUCGAUUUAAUUAUAUUGUUUACCCAUACAAUACGCAUAAAUAAGAUUAUAUAGAAUUAAGUAGGGGAGCGCCGGAUAGCAUUCGAGAAUUAACUACAACACAUAUGUAUACAUAUAUGUAUAUUUAAGCAAUGAAUAAAUUUGUAUGACUAUUUUUGAAACAAGAGAUAAUCAACUA
Molecule: messenger RNA, 6076 nt
Organism: Drosophila grimshawi
Lineage: Eukaryota; Metazoa; Arthropoda; Insecta; Diptera; Drosophilidae
Exons: 7
Coding region: 883-5331 (1482 amino acids)
Cellular component (GO): cytoplasm
Molecular function (GO): protein-folding chaperone binding; ATPase inhibitor activity
Source: RefSeq, a predicted model, not a curated record